Neopsephotus bourkii (Bourke's parrot) is the source of this 518-nucleotide messenger RNA. It is a transcript of the gene IL18BP, whose product is annotated as interleukin 18 binding protein. The transcript is spliced from 5 exons. Gene Ontology annotation, molecular function: interleukin-18 binding. Lineage: Eukaryota; Metazoa; Chordata; Aves; Psittaciformes; Psittacidae. The coding region runs from base 78 to 518 and encodes 146 amino acids. The record is from RefSeq and is a predicted model, not a curated record.
GCCCGGCAGCAGCCGCAUAAAGCGCGGCGGCCCCGAGCGCCGCUGCCCCCCCGCUGCUGCCCCACGGCCGCUGCCCCAUGGCUGCGCUCCGUGACCCCGGGACCCCCCCAGCCCGGCUCCUCCUGUCCCUGCUCUGCUGGGCCCUGACCUCCGGCUGCACCGGAGCCAUGGUCCUGCAGCCCCCCAGCAUCACCCUCCUGCGGCCCCCGGAGCGCCCCCCCCGGCCAGGUGAGAGCGUGACCGCGCGCUGCGAGGCGCUGAGCGCGCUCCCGGAGCUGAGCCUCCUCUAUUGGCUGGGGAACGGCUCCUUCGUGGAGCAGCUGCCGCCGGCCGGGGCCGCGCACGAGGGGCCGCUGCGGGAGGAGCCCCGCGGCGAGGGGGCGCUGCUGAGCCGGGACCUGCGCCUGGAGCCCUUCUGCGCGCGCCACGCGCGAACCAACUUCUCGUGCGUGCUGCUGAGCCCGCUGGGAGCGCGCAGCGCGGAGCUGCGCUGGGGCACUGCGCAUGCGCGGGGCUGA